This is a messenger RNA of Lactuca saligna, 414 nucleotides long. Lineage: Eukaryota; Viridiplantae; Streptophyta; Magnoliopsida; Asterales; Asteraceae. The record is from the annotation of a GenBank genome assembly.
AUGCCCCAACCUUCUUCCCCAAGAGAUAGUGAUUAUGUUCCUACUGAUAGGGAGGAUGUUGAUAAAAAAGAAAGUGAAGACUCUCACUCUGAUGAAUUGCUCCAUGGUUAUUCGCCUCCACCAUCACCGAAUGAUGAAGAUGCACCUAUCACUCAAACGGAUUUGAAAGCUCUAAACGAGAAAUUGGAUUCUAUCAUUGCUUCUUCUACUGUUUCUUCUAGCCAAGCUUACUCAGAAGCCGCUGUAAAGGAGAUCAAUAUGGCUGCAACAACAAAUGCUUCUAAUGCGAAUGAUGCUAUUUUCAAUCUCAAUGCUUCGAUUCGAAAAGAACAAGAGUCUAUUGAGAAGCUUCAGGCUAAUAAUUCUGUUGAUAACUCUGCCUUUCAGACAUCAAUUUCUUCUAGAUUUUCCUAA